This is a messenger RNA of Oryza brachyantha (malo sina), 1141 nucleotides long. RefSeq names its product putative 4-hydroxy-4-methyl-2-oxoglutarate aldolase 2. Gene Ontology annotation, molecular function: ribonuclease inhibitor activity. The transcript is spliced from 2 exons. Lineage: Eukaryota; Viridiplantae; Streptophyta; Magnoliopsida; Poales; Poaceae. Gene Ontology annotation, biological process: regulation of RNA metabolic process. The record is from RefSeq and is a predicted model, not a curated record. Bases 466 to 972 code for a protein of 168 amino acids.
AGGCUUUUGUGAUGAUAAUGAUGAUGAUCGUGUGCCUGAUUUCUAGUAUUGGUCUAGAGCUCGAUUGCAAACCAGGAUUGAAGAUGUAAUGAUUAGUCCAUGGCUUUCGAUGGCAAAAUUAUUUAGAGUUGAGAUACUCUACAGCACUGUUUCUUCUUUUCUUUUUCUUGACAUUUUCAGAGAAGAAAAAAUCAGAAUUUUGUUCAUGACUUUGAGAGUGACAUGGAUAAAACUAUAUGACGUCUCUAACGGGGAAAAGCACCUCCCGAUAAGCUCCUUCAAAAUAGGCAGUUAUCAUCCCAUCCGGACAAGCCAACCACUAAAAUCAAAUCCGUAGUCCCGACUACUGCUCUCUCCCGAAGAGAUAGAGGAGCCCCUUCGUCUUCCUCUUGCCGCUCCGUUUCCAAGCUAGUCGAGGGCUUAAUCUCCGAAUGAUCGGUGGAGUUUAGAAGCACCUGAUCCCACAUGGCCGCCAUGCCAUUAGCCACGGCUGAAGUAUGCGAUGCGAAUUUGCAUCCAAUCAUCAAAGGUGAGCUCCGCGCCCUCCACCCCAUCUUCCAAAUCUACGGGAGGCGGCGUGUUUUCGCCGGCCCGGUCGCGACGGUGAAGGUCUUCGAGGACAAUGUCCUGGUCCGCGAGCUCAUCGAGGAGGAGGGCCACGGCAGGGUCCUCGUGGUGGACGGCGGCGGCAGCAUGCGCUGCGCCAUCUUGGGCGGCAACCUCGCGCAGUGGGCGCAGAGCAGAGGGUGGGCCGGCAUCGUCGUCAAUGGCUGCAUCAGAGACGUUGAUGAGAUCAACGGUUGCGACAUUGGCGUUCGCGCUCUGAGCUCGCACCCCAUGAAGUCGGGCAAGAAGGGCGCCGGCGAGAAGCAUGUGGGUGUGGCCAUUGCAGGGACCAGGAUCUGCGACGGCGAGUGGCUGUACGCCGACGCCGAUGGCAUCCUCGUCUCGAGGACUGAAUUGACUGUGUAAACUGUGUGUGUUAUAGGGAAUAUGUUGAUUUGUACGAGUCUUCGGUGCUUAAAGGAUUGCUACUGCUUCUACCCUCCUCGUGUACCAUCCAAAAUUGCAAGAAAUGUUAAAAUUGCAGCCAGGUUCCUCUUGCCCGAGUCUUUUCUCGAUUCUACUGGGAUUUUCAACG